Lolium rigidum is the source of this 930-nucleotide messenger RNA. RefSeq lists its product as uncharacterized. The transcript is spliced from 3 exons. The coding region runs from base 1 to 930 and encodes 309 amino acids. The record is from RefSeq and is a predicted model, not a curated record. NCBI's taxonomy places the organism in Eukaryota, Viridiplantae, Streptophyta, Magnoliopsida, Poales, Poaceae.
AUGAGGAGAUCGCCUCGGGGCUCAAGCUCCAGCGCCAGCAGCCUCCAGUACGAUCUCUACAGCUACAAUGCGAGCAACGCCAGGGCAUUGCUGACAUGCUACACGAAGGCGAAGCCAAGGCCCUCCAAGUGGGACGACGCGCACAAGUGGCUGUCCAGGGCGCCCGAAGGCGACCAUGGCCGCCGCCGGAGCUCUGGCGCCGACAACCGGCUUCUGCUUCCGUCGGCGUCGCAGAAGGGGGUCAGCAGGCCCUCCUGGACCUGGAGCAACGCGGACGCGGUACUGGCUGCCGAUGCCGGCGCGCUGGCCGAGGGGGAGACCAAGAGGGUCGUGGACUCCGUGCGGGUGUCGGAGCGGCAGAGAUGCGUGUCGCUGUCCCUCAGGGACGUCGGCACCGAGAUGACACCGGCCGGGAGCAAGGAGCCGUCCAGGACGAACACGCCCCGCGCCGCUCCGUCGGCCGCGGCCCGGCGGUCCCAUGUCCGAGUCCCGGCCGCUUCGCCGAGAAAACGUGACGGCGGCGCGGUGGAUCCCAGUGCGCCCCGUGAGAGCGCCGAGUGGCGCGAUCCGGCGGCGGGUGCGAGGUGGACGGCCGUGUCGCCCGCCACGGCGUGGGACGAGGCGGAGCGAGCCAAGCAGAUGGCCAGGUACAGGCGCGAGGAGCUGAGAAUCCAGGCCUGGGAGAAUCGCGAGCGGCGGAAGGCCGAGCUGCGAAUGAAGACGACAGAGGUUACGGCGGAGAGGAGGAUGGUGCGGGCGCAGGAGAAGGCGGCGGGGAAGCUGGCCGCGGCGCAGGCGGUGGCCAAGGAGAAGCGCGCUCGCGCCGAGGCCAAGCUGGGCCGGCGCGCCGUGAAAGUCGGCGGGGGCUCACCGGGCUUGCCGUCCAAACUGAAAUUGCUCUCGCUCAAGCUGCCGCUAUUGUGCAGCUGA